AUGGAUGGGCAACCAAAAGUAAGCCGCCCGCCCAGCGGCAUUCCUCGAUUGGCUUCCAGAUUACCUCUACCUACCUCCACUGGUUCGAAAACCAUUCGCCCUUCCCCAUCGCGAGACCGAUUACAAGCGGAUCCAGGCUUAGAUGAGCGGCGACUGCGAAGACCCUCCUACGAGUCGUUGCUGAAGAAGCACACGACGCGCUACUCCCCCGCGAAGCCCUGCUCCGAAGCUCUUCCAAGCCAACAAGAGGAACUCCCAGAAGAAGAGAGCGCAUAUACUUUGGAUGAUGGAGGUUCGGCAGUGGGGGAUGAUGAGAUCGCGCCGGGUGAGGUCCGUGGUCGUACACGUCCCUCGCUAUCGGAUCGGACAAUCGAAACACUAGCGCAUAUACCCCCUUCGCCGGUUGGUGUAAGAAGGCAAUCCAGUUUCUUCAAUGGAGCUAGCCCAAUCCGAUCGCCUUCUCGAACACCGUCAAAUGUGUCAAGUUAUUCACGAUCUCCAUCACGAUCGUCAUCCAGUCAGACCAUCGGCAAUGACUUGUUAUCUCAACCGGUUUCUAAAUUGCGCCUCCCAUCCCGAUCUCGCAUGUCGAUGGCUUCAUCCUCAGAGAUAUCCACGGGGAGUACCGAUAACCUUGAUAGCCCUUCGAAGUUAAAACUACCUACCAAAAGGCGGAGUAUGGCGGCCUUGAAUACCGCGCCCGGGGGUAGUACGACACCGAAGAAGUCCAUCGCACCGCCCAAGAGCCCCCACGUGCGACCAUCCCCGAGCGCGGCUCCAAAGCCUUCCAAGUCAGAUAUGGGGCCCCCAGAACGGCCUCUUCAAGUCCGAAAAACCAGAAAACCCCAGACGGAAACUGCCUCUUCGCUAAGAUCUCCUUCGACUACCUCGCGAUAUGUGUCUGCCGCAUCUACCCUACAAGAUGAGUUGACCCCAGGGCAGCAAGCAGAUAACGAAACUAGAAAGACCUCCAAAUCAUCCAACACUUUGCGAGAAACCAUUGCAAAAGCGAAAGCUGCCCGUAAGGCGGCAGCAGUGUCUGAAAAGACAAAGGCGCCAGUUACGGAUACCACACCCGUUGAAUCAUGGGGUGAUCCGGAGCUUACUGAUCCUUUCAACCAAGUGCCUAAGGGCUCUAAUAACUUGGUCCUUCGCAAACGAGUAGAUGGUGCGCGCUCAUCUGGGACUUUGAACAUUGCAGCACUCUCUCUAAAUGAGAUACCAAAAGAAGUUAUGACCAUGUACGAUUUCGACCCUGAAGGUACAUCCAAUUGGUUUGAGAAUGUGGACUUGGUCAAGUUUAUUGCCGCUGACAAUGAAUUGUCUGAACUGCCUGACGCUGUCUUUCCCGACAUCGACCUUGAAGAUCUUGAUCCAGACAGUGAUGAGAAAGGCCCUCAAUUUGGUGGCAUUGAAACAUUAGACCUUCACGGAAACAUGCUUCGCUCUGUUCCAAUGGGACUUAGACGGUUACACAACCUGCGCUUUUUGAACCUCUCGAACAAUGCCUUGGGCAUUGACCAAAUUGAUACCAUCGCAGAGAUCGUCUCUUUAGUUGACCUGAGAUUGGCAAAUAACAAAUUGGAGGGAUCAUUGCCGUCGGCUUUGGGUCGUCUUCAGAAGUUGGAAUCAUUGGAUUUACGCGGGAAUGCUUUGACUAAACUGCCGAAAGAAAUAGGCGAGUUGAAGUACCUCAAAUCAUUGGACGUUGGUGACAAUCAAUUAUCAUCUCUACCCUUUGAGGAAUUGAGCAAGGUCCCACUGAACAUUCUAAACGCCCCCAAGAACAGACUGAGUGGUACCCUGAUACCCGAAUCUGUGAAUCAACUUGAAAAGUUGCAGUCAUUAAAUAUUGCAAACAACUCUGUCGAGAUUUUUGCUGCCAGCAAUAUGCUUUCUUUACCCAGCUUGCACAGUUUGUUUAUCAGUGUGAACCGCAUCUCAAGCCUACCCUCCCUAUCAUCAUGGCAAUCUUUAUUGGUUCUUACUGCAGAUGAAAACAGGCUCACAGAGCUUCCCGCUGGUUUUGUAGACUUGAAGAACCUCAAGACCGUGGACUUCACUGGCAAUAACCUUACACGCCUGGAUGAGAAAAUUGGAUUCAUGGACAAGCUAUCGUCCUUCCGAAUUGCCAACAACCCACUUCGCGAGCGCAAGCUUCUCAGUAUGGAUACAGAGGAUAUUAAAAUGGACAUGCGUAAUCGAAGCGAGCCUGAUCCUCAAGAUACAGAUGACGAGGGAUCUGUGGCAACUCAGUUUACGCUCGCUCCAGAAACCCCAGCACUAGAAAGUGGCUGGAAAGUCAAGCCUGGCGGCGUUCUUGACCGAUCUUAUUCAGACCUGACAGACCUAGAAACAGACAAACUGGAAUUGAUCAAUGCAGAGGAUGUGCGCAGUCUUUAUAUACAACACAAUGACCUGCGCUUCUUCCCUGUUCCAGCCCUUACAAUGCUUGCCCAGAGCUUGGUUGAUCUCGAUCUUUCGCACAACUCCAUGGACAGUACUCAACUACUAUCUUCAUCACUCGACAUGCCUAGAUUGCAGACCCUCAAUAUCAGCGCCACGGCAUUAACAACGCUGGAGCCUCUUCUCACAAAUCUCAAAGCCCCAUCACUUACAUUCCUCGACGUUUCCAAUAACAAACUCACCGGAAACCUUCCGCACAUGCGCGAAACAUACCCAGAGCUUAAGACUCUUCUAGCCUCUGAUAAUCAAAUCUCUCAACUAGAAUACGAAGCAGUACAAGGCCUUCAAAUUUUGGAUGUCAGCAACAAUGAUAUUGAUUCACUGCCUUCAAAAAUAGGGUUAUUGGGCUCUGAGCGCUCCCCGAAAAAUUGGGGCACUGGAUCGGCCUUGCGACGCUUUGAAGUUGCUGGAAAUCGGUUUCGCGUACCGCGAUGGCAGACGGUUGCUAAAGGCACUGAUGCUGUGCUGGAGUUCUUACGUGAGCGUAUCGCGGUGGAUGACCUGCCUGAAUGGGAACGUGAACACGAGGGUGUUGAUGAGUAUUGA
This is a messenger RNA of Penicillium angulare, 3012 nucleotides long. RefSeq lists its product as uncharacterized. Lineage: Eukaryota; Fungi; Ascomycota; Eurotiomycetes; Eurotiales; Aspergillaceae. Bases 1 to 3012 code for a protein of 1003 amino acids. The record is from RefSeq and is a predicted model, not a curated record. The transcript has a single exon. Gene Ontology annotation, molecular function: protein binding.